UAACUAUUUGCUGAUAAGGAAUACUUCCUUAUUUUACUUCACUUUCCUGAUGUCAAUUUUCCCCUCCACACAUUCGUGUUCUCCACACAGUGACGGCCACUGAGAGCAAGAGUUUGUCAGUCGAUAUUCCAGAGACGAACAGUGGACAGAACCCAGAUCGGGAGAUCGGGGACUGACGGGAUAUCUGGGAUCGGACAAUGAUUGGGCGAUCGUUCUACCUCCUCUCCCUUCUCCAAGCCGCGGUGUCGGUUGAGUGGAGUGCGGACAAUCCCGGAGAUGUGACUGCGCACAAUGGUUUGUGUGCACGGAUUCCAUGUCACUACACAUACCCAUCGACUCUGAACAAUGAACCACGGACUGGAAUAUGGUUUAAAUGUGAGACGAACAACGACACAACUGUAGCCUUCCACUCCAAGAAGCCCAGGAAAGAAUCAAGAAAGUUUUGCCAUCGGACCCGGCUGUCAGGAGAUCUGGGAGACAACGACUGUUCGCUGGUUAUAGACAACGUCACGCAGCAAGAUGCAGGUCCUUAUUUUUUCACAGUGAAGUUUGGAGGGGGACGUCGUUUCAACUACCACCGUUUAACACAGCUCCAUGUUACUGAUUUCACAGAUAAACCCACGAUAUUCUCUGCUGAAUUGGUGGCAGGUCAUCCUGUGAACGUGACCUGCUCCUUCAACACCACAUGUGAUGGAACAACACCCACCCUAACCUGGGUCACCCCCGCUGAUGAACCACCGUCAGCCUCACACAGAGUAACCUGGGGCAACCCCACUGGUGAACCACCUUCAGCCUCACACAGAGUAACUCAGUGGGGAGACACUUGGACAUAUACUUCUGUUCUGUCCCUGACCCCAGCGCUCAAACAUCACGGGCAAAACCUCACCUGCAGAGUCACAUACCCAACUGUCUCAUCCUCACAGAUCCUCACACUGAAUGUGCAAUGCGUCCCCCAGAAUCUCUCAAUCACUUCCCCCGACAACGUGAACAGUUCCUGGGUCAGUGUAAAGGAAGGAAACUCUGCAGCGAUCCUCUGCUCCGUCCAGAGUUUGCCAACAUCUAACCUGACGUGGAGACAUCUCGGUGUCACGCUGAACACAACACGUUCCAGCAACGAGCUGUGGAUGGCGUUCCCUCACCUGACACGGCAGGAUGCUGGGGUCUAUCAGUGUGUGGCAGAGAAUGAACACGGGACAGCAGAGAGGGAUGUGACCCUCACUGUAGAAUGUGAGUAGAUACACACUGACAUGUCUAUAAACACAGAUGGAUUAUUGGCCCAUGAAAAAUGCUGGAAUUCACUGCACACAUGGACUCACUCACACCUACAUACAGUCUUCCUCUCUCUCACACCCACACACACAUUCUCUCUGUCCCACACAUGGACACCAUCACUCACACACACUCUCUCAAACACAUACAGACUCUGUCUCUCUCACAUACUCACCCUCUCUCACACAUACACACAGACACUUUCUCUCUGUCCCACACAUGAACACCAUCACUCACACACACUCUCAGUCUCUCUCACACACUCAGUCUCUCUCACACUCACCCUCUCUCACACACAUACACACUCACUCAAACACACACACAUUCUCUCUCACACGCACACACACCCUCGCUCUCAAACACUCGCUCACUCUAACACACACAUACACACAUACCCUCAAGAUCUCUGAGAAAACCCACGCAAGUCACGGGGAGAACGUGCGAACUCCGUACAGACAGGCACCGGUGGUCAGGAUCGGGUACAUGUCUCUGGCGCUGUGAGGCAGCAGCUCUACCCACUGCACCACCGUGCCGUCCACAUCUACAGUAUUUUGUGUUCCCCACCUGUAUGUAGCGUGUCUGACCUCUGCCUGACAUUGUUGGAUCAUAUUGGUUUCUCGACCCAGAAACCCGCAAUGUAUGUAUCGUCACUCCUCAUGUUGCUUAAAACACAAAAUGCUGGAGCAACUCAGUGUGUCAGGCAACAUCUUUGGAGUCAUAGUCUUACAGCGUGGAAACCUUUUGCCCAACUCGCCCACACCGGCCAACGAACCCCAUCUACACUAGUCCCACCUGCCCUACUUCGACCCAUCCAAACAAGUCCAAUCCAUGUUACCUGUCCAACAGUUUUUCAAAAGUUGCAAUGGUCCCAGCCUCAACUCGUUCCUCCAGCGCUCGUUCCAUACACCCACCACCCUCUGCAUGAAAAAAGGUUACCCCUCAGGAUCCAUUAAAUCUUCUCCCCUCUCAUCUUAAACCUAGCAUGCUCGACCUCUCCCUAUAGUCUGAAGAAGGGUCUCGACAUGAAACGUCACCCAUUCCUUAUCUCCAGAGAUGCUGCCUGUCCCGCUGAAUUGCUGCAGUUUUUGUGUCUACGCAAAUACAGUUGUGCCAUCCACUGGGUACACAUACAAGAUAAGGGAAUAACGUUUAGUGCAAGAAAAAGCUAGUAAAGUCCUAUCAAAGAUAGCACAAUAGUAAUUCAGGACUACUCUCUGGUUGUGGUAGGAUGGUUCAGUUGCCUGAUAACAGCCGGAAAGAAACUCCCUGAAUCUGGAGGUGUGUACGUUUUCACACUUCUGUACCUCUUGCCCGAUGGGAGAGGCGAGAAGAGGGAGUGGCCGGGGGUGAGACUGGUCCUUGAUUAUGUUCUGGCCUUGCCGAGGCAGCGUGAGGUGUACAUGGAGUCAACCGGCCAACAUGCCCCAUCUACAUUAAUCCCACAUGCCUGCGUUCGGCCCAUAUCCCUCCAAACCUAUCCUAUCCAUGUACCUGUUCAACUAUUUCUUAAACGCCAGGAUAGUCCCAGCCUCAACUACCUCCUCCAGCAGCUCGUUCCAUAGACCCACUACCCUUUGUGUGGAAAAAUGUUAACCCUCAGGUUUCAUUAAAUCUUCAUCCUUCUUAAACCUAUGUCCUAUUCUUAAACCGUGACCGCUGGUUCUGGACUCCACCAACAUCAGGAACAUUUUCCCUGCAUCUAGCCUAUCAUAUAACCACAUAACAAUUACAGCACGGAAACAGGCCAUCUUGGCCCUUCUAGACCAUGUCGGACUCUCACCUAGUCCCAUCUACCUGCACUCAGACCAUAACACUCCAUUCCUUUCCCGUUCAUUUACCUAUCCAAUUUAUUUUUAAAUGAUAAAAUCGUACCUGCCUCCACCACUUCAACUGGAAGCUCAUUCCACACCGCUACCACUCUCUGAGUAAAGAAGUUCCCCCUCAUGUUGCCCCUAAACUUCAGUCCCUUAAUUCUCAAAUCAAUCCUAUCGAAUCCCUUAAGAAUUUUAUAUGUUUCUCGGGAAUUAACCCUGUGUACCUACGCUGCACUACCUCAAUAGCAAGAAUGUCCUUCCUCAAAUUGGGUGACACAAUACUCCAGGUGCGGUCUCGCCAGGGCUCUGGAAUAGAACCACCUUGCUGCUUUCUCAAAUCCUCUCGCUAUGAAGGCCAACAUGCCAUUUG
Molecule: messenger RNA, 3453 nt
Organism: Leucoraja erinaceus (little skate)
Lineage: Eukaryota; Metazoa; Chordata; Chondrichthyes; Rajiformes; Rajidae
Product: sialic acid-binding Ig-like lectin 12
Exons: 5
Coding region: 198-1235 (345 amino acids)
Source: RefSeq, a predicted model, not a curated record